AUGGAUCAAGUAAACAUUCUUGCACUGGCAGCGUUCCUCGCCGCCGCGGCAGCAGCGCUGCUCUUAAAGAGGCCAAAGGACAGCAAACCAUCCGCCGUGGCAUUGCUUCCGCCACCCGUCGCGAGCGGCGUUUCCACGAUUGCAGCGUUGGGUACGCUUGUCACCAAGGGCCUCACCGCCGUGAUACACGACCUGCACGCAGAGCUGGGCAGCGUGUUCACGGUGAGCCUCCUGGGGCUGAAGAAGGUGACGUUCCUGAUCGGGCCGGAGGUGACGGCUCACUUCUUUGAAGGCUCGGAGUCGGAGAUCAGGCAGUCGGAUAUCUACAAGAUCACCGUGCCCGUGUUCGGCCGCGGAGUCCUCUUCGACGUGGAUCUGCCUACGAGGAGGAGGCAGAUCAGAUUCCUAUCCGACGCCAUAAAGCCCGUCAAAUUGAGGGGCCAAGUUGAUUCCAUGGUUCGUGAAGUGGAGGACUACUUCGGCAAAUGGGGAGAGCAUGGCACGGUGGAUCUGAAGCAGGAGCUGGGGCAGGUGCUUAUGCGGAUCGCGAAUCGGUGCCUGCUCGGAGAACAGAUCCGAGACAACAUGUUCGACGAAGUGUCGCAGCUCCUGCACGAGCUCUUCGACAACGGCUUUCACCUGACCAGCCUCUUCUUUCCGUACCUCCCGAUCCCACCCCACCGCCGGCGCGACGCAGCCCGGGCCAAGCUGGGGGAGAUAUUCCGCGAGGCUGCCAGAUCACGCAGGGCCUCGGGCCGAGCCGAGAACGACCUGCUACAGAAGCUCGUGGAUUCGAGGUACGCCGACGACCGCUCCUUGACCGAGAGCGAAAUCGCCGGGCUGCUCAUCGUCAUGAUUUUCGCCGGGCAUCACACAAGUGCCAGUGCCGUUGUCUGGACGGGAGCUUGCCUGCUCAGCCAUGGAGACCGGCGCCACCUGGCGGCCGCCGUCGAGGAACAGAAACAGAUCAUCGGACGACACGGCAGGGAUCGCAUCCACUACGACGUCCUGCGAGAGAUGUGCACCCUGCAUUGCUGCAUCAAGGAGGCGCUGAGGAUGUACGCUCCAACGAACGUGAUAAUCCGCCGGGCGAACAAGAGCUUCAGCGUGCAAGCAAGAGAAGGCAGCAGAUAUGCGAUCCCCAAGGGACAUACCUUGGUAACCCCGCCGUCGGUGAACAACAGGCUGCCGCACAUUUUCAAGGACCCUCGUGUGUAUGAUCCGUCUAGGUUUGGUCCUGGUAGAGAGGAGGAUAAAGUUGGCGGCAAAUUCUCGUUCACGACGUUUAGUGCCGGGAGGCACGUUUGCUUGGGGGAGGACUAUGCUUACAUGCAGAUCAAGGCAAUAUGGAGCCAUGUGCUAAGGAACUUUGAGCUCAAGAUCGUCUCCCCUUUCCCGGAGGAGGAAUGGGAGAAAGUCAGUCCAGGGCCAAGAGGCAAAGUGAUGGUUACUUACAAGAGGCGUCUGCUCAAAUGAGCAGCUGGCGCCAAAUAAUAAAUUAUGUAAGAGCAUUUCCAACAACCCAUCAAAAAAUACUUGAUGCGUUAAUAGAUUCGUUUUUUGAACGCCUGGUAGCUCUAACAGAGGUUGUAAAAUUGUGCGCGCACUAAAAAACGCUACCCCGCGCACUAUAUUUGAUGCGCCGGCUUGCGCGCGCAGCAAACUCUGGACUGCUGUAGGUGGGACCGUUGGAUUGGGCGCCGCACUAGCGCGCGUCUGUUGGAGAUGCUCCGGUCCCCGCGCUGUAAAAGUGCUACAGUGAGGCACUAAAAUAUUUAUUGGGCGCGUAAUUUUUGCAUUGCCGUUGUAGGUGCUCUAAAGAUAUGUGUGUAAGGCUGGUUGU
This is a messenger RNA of Hordeum vulgare subsp. vulgare (domesticated barley), 1843 nucleotides long. Its product is annotated as obtusifoliol 14-alpha demethylase-like. Gene Ontology annotation, cellular component: endoplasmic reticulum. Gene Ontology annotation, biological process: sterol biosynthetic process. Lineage: Eukaryota; Viridiplantae; Streptophyta; Magnoliopsida; Poales; Poaceae. Gene Ontology annotation, molecular function: monooxygenase activity; heme binding; oxidoreductase activity, acting on paired donors, with incorporation or reduction of molecular oxygen. Bases 1 to 1476 code for a protein of 491 amino acids. The record is from RefSeq and is a predicted model, not a curated record. The transcript has 2 exons.